UUGCCAUUUCUUUCUUUCUUUUUUAUUUCCAUUAUUUUCUUUCUUUCUUUUUAUUUCUAUUUCUUUCGUUCUAUUUCCCAUUAUUUAUUUAUUUAUUUAUUUCGUUCUUUCUUUUAUUUCCAUUUCUUUCUUUCUUUCUUUCUUUCUUUCUUUCUUUCUUUCUUUCUUAUUUCCACUUCUUUCUUUUUCAUUCUUUCAUUCUAUUUCCAUUUCAUUUUUCUUUCUUUCUUUUUUCUUUCUUCUUUCACAUUUCCAUUUCUUUCUUUCUUUCUUUCUUUCUCAUUUCCAUUUCAUUCUUUCAUUCUUUCUUUCUUUCUUUUUUCUUUCUUCUUUCACAUUUCCAUUUCUUUCUUUCUUUCUUUCUUUCUUUCUUUCUCAUUUCCAUUUCAUUCUUUCUUUCUUUCUUUUUUCUUUCUUCUUUCACAUUUCCAUUUCUUUCUUUCUUUCUUUCUUUCUUUCUUUCUUUCUUUCUUUCUUUCUUUCUUUCUUUCUUUCUCAUUUCCAUUUCAUUCUUUCUUUCUUUCUUUGUUCUUUCUUCUUUCACAUUUCCAUUUCUUUCUUUCUUUCUUUCUUUCUUUCUUUCUUUCUUUCUUUUUUCUUUCAUUUCCAUUUCAUUCUUUCUUUCUUUCUUUUUUCUUCUUUCACAUUUCCAUUUCUUUCUUUCUUUUAACUCUUUCUUUUUCUUUCUCAUUUCCAUUUCAUUCUUUCUUUCUUUCUUUUUUCUUUCUUCUUUCACAUUUCCAUUUCUUUCUUUCUUUCUUUCUUUCUUUCUUUCUUUCUUUCUCAUUUCCAUUUCAUUCUUUCUUUCUUUCUUUUUUCUUUCUUCUUUCACAUUUCCAUUUCUUUCUUUCUUUCUUUCUUUCUCAUUUCAUUUCAUUCAUUCUUUCUUUCUUUUUUCUUUCUUCUUUCAUUUCCAUUUCUUUCUUUCUUUCUUUCUCUUUUCCAUUUCAUUCUUUCUUUCUUUCUUUCUUUUUCUUUCUUUCUUUCUUUCUUUCUUUUUCUUUCUCAUUUCCAUUUCAUUUUCUUUCUUUCUUUUCUUUUUCUUUCUUUUUUCUUUCUUUCUUUUUUCUUUCUUUUUCCAUUUCCAUUUCUUUCUUUCUUUCUUUUUUCUUUCUUUUCCAUUUUCUUUCUUUCUUUCCAUUUCAUUUCUUUCUUUCUUUUUUUUUUUCUUUCUUUCAUUUCCAUUUCUUUCUUUCUUUCUUUCUUUCUUUCUCAUUUCCAUUUCAGGAGCGUUCUUUCUUUCUUUUUUUUUCUUCUUUCACAUUUCCAUUUCUUUCUUUCUUUCUUUCUCAUUUCCAUUUCAUUCUUUCUUUCUUUCUUUUUUCUUUCUUCUUUCACAUUUCCAUUUCUUUCUUUCUUUCUUUCUUUCUUUCUUUCUUUCUCAUUUCCAUUUCAUUCUUUCUUUCUUUCUUUUUUUUUCUUUCUUUCUUUCCAUUUCCUUUCUUUCUUUCUUUCUUUCUUUCCAUUUCCAUUCUUUCUUUCUUUCUUUUUUUUCUUUCUUCUUUCCACAUUUCCAUUUCUUUCUUUCUUUCUUUCUUUCUUUCUUUCUUUUCCAUUUCAUUCUUUCUUUCUUUCUUUUUUCUUUCUUCUUUCACAUUUCCAUUUCUUUCUUUCUUUCUUUCUUUCUUUCUUUCUUUCUUUCUUUCUUUCUCAUUUCCAUUUCAUUCUUUCUUUCUUUUUUCUUUCUUCUUUCACAUUUCCAUUUCUUUCUUUCUUUCUUUCUUUCUUUCUUUCUUUCUUUCUUUCUCAUUUCCAUUUCAUUCUUUCUUUCUUUUUUCUUUCUUCUUUCACAUUUCCAUUUCUUUCUUUCUUUCUUUCUCAUUUCCAUUUCAUUCUUUCUUUCUUUCUUUUUUCUUUCUUCUUUCACAUUUCCAUUUCUUUCUUUCUUUCUUUCUUUCUUUCUCAUUUCCAUUUCAUUCUUUCUUUCUUUCUUUUUUUUUUUUUCUUUCACAUUUCCAUUUCUUUCUUUCUUUCUUUCUUUCUUUCAUUUCCAUUUCAUUCUUUCUUUCUUUCUUUUUUCUUUCUUCUUUCACAUUUCCAUUUCUUUCUUUCUUUCUUUCUUUCUCAUUUCCAUUUCAUUCUUUCUUUCUUUCUUUCUUUUUUCUUUCUUCUUUCACAUUUCCAUUUCUUUCUUUUUUUCUUUCUUUCUCAUUUCCAUUUCAUUCUUUCUUUCUUUCUUUCUUUUUUCUUUCUUCUUUCACAUUUCCAUUUCUUUCUUUCUUUCUUUUCUUUCUUUCUCAUUUCCAUUUCAUUCUUUCUUUCUUUCUUUCUUUCUUUCUAUUUCCAUUCCCUUCUUUCAUUUUGAACUUUGACCUUUAA
This is a messenger RNA of Acanthosepion pharaonis, 2319 nucleotides long. The record is from the annotation of a GenBank genome assembly. NCBI's taxonomy places the organism in Eukaryota, Metazoa, Mollusca, Cephalopoda, Sepiida, Sepiidae.